AAUUUCAACAAAUUCCCGUGUAUGGAAGAUACUAAGCAGUUUAUUUUACCAAUCAAAAAAUCAAGCGAUUUUUUUGACGUGAUUCGGAAAUUAAUUACGGCUAAAGAAGCUCAGAAUAACAAUGCUCCUUUUUUUGUGAUGAAUAUGAGACUAAUUACGAUUGUGGUGAAGAAUUGGUAUUCAAAAAUGCCAAAUAUUGAACCCUUUUAUCCGAUACGAUGCAAUUCAGAUCAUGUUUUUUUGAAGCUACUGACUCACAAUGGUGAAAUGGGUUUAUGUUGUAGCAACCGAGAAGAAGCUGAAAUAGUUCCCAACUUAAUCUCUGUUGACAGAAUUAUUUAUCAUAAUCCACUGUGGACACGCGGUAAUAUUCGACAUGCUAGAGAAUGUGGUAUCAAGACAUUCAUUGUAGAGUCAGAAGAUGAUUUGAGACGUUUUACCACAUUUUAUCCUGAUGCAAACAUAAUUUUACGUGUAGUCAUGGACCAGAAAUUAAUCAGUGAUCCUCUCACCGCAGAUAAUUUCAAUGUGGAAAGAGCUGCUCAUUUGCUAAGCAAAACGGAAAAUUCAUCUUUGAAUAUCUCCGUACGUUCAAAUGGUCCAUCACCAACCAUGUAUUCUUAUGCUAUAGCUCAGUGUCGACGACUGUUUGAUAUUGGAAGUGAAUUUGGGCAUAAAUUCUGUAUAUUGGAUCUGGGAGAACAAUUUCCAAGUAUCACAGCAACUUCUGGCUUAUCAUUUGAUCAGGUUGCUGAUUCAGUGCGUGUUUCUCUCUCGUUGCUGUUUCCAUCGAAACUUUUCAAACACGUAAAAAUAAUAGCCAGACCAGGCACUUAUUUCGCCGCAUCUUCAUGUUCCUUCGUUACUCGUAUUAUCGGAAAACAAGUGGUUGACUCGAGUAUUUUAACAAAUUAUGGUAAUUGUUGCUCAAACGCCGAUAGCACUGCUUACAUUUACCAAAUCAAUGAGGGAUUUUAUGGGGCUUUUGGUUGCAAACUGUUGACUCAUUGUGAUCCUACUUGCUCGCCUCUAAUAGAUGACGGUGGAAAACUGGAUACAUUUGCAGCAAUUGUUGGUCCUGAUCCAUGUCAUAACGAUGUUGUUUUGCCACUUACUAGACUUCCAGUUCUACAGGUGAAUGAUUGGCUAAUUUGGCACGAUAUGGGAGCUUAUACUAUGGGUAACUGUAGUACACUAAAUGGAGAAAACAUUCCUUUACCAACCAUCCAUUACUAUUGGGAAAGUGAUACAACUACGUUCGUUUUUUGA
Messenger RNA from Thelazia callipaeda (thelaziosis nematode), 1269 nucleotides. Lineage: Eukaryota; Metazoa; Nematoda; Chromadorea; Rhabditida; Thelaziidae. The record is from the annotation of a GenBank genome assembly.